Messenger RNA from Myiozetetes cayanensis, 2951 nucleotides. RefSeq lists its product as uncharacterized. The record is from RefSeq and is a predicted model, not a curated record. Lineage: Eukaryota; Metazoa; Chordata; Aves; Passeriformes; Tyrannidae. The transcript is spliced from 18 exons. Bases 342 to 2621 code for a protein of 759 amino acids. Gene Ontology annotation, molecular function: kinase activity; pseudouridylate synthase activity.
AGUUCCAGUCUAAUUUGCCAGUUCUCAGCUCCUUUCUGAACUCCUUAUUUUCUUCUAGACACCGGCAAAAUAACAGAUUCAUAUUUCUGUAGCUCUACUCUGCCUUGUAGAUUUCUCCAUGUGAUCUUUCAUGUUGGAGGUGGCAGUGGCUGAGCCUGAAAUCAGUCAUGAGCAAGUCGCUUUGGAAUUUAAAAGCUUGCCUACUUCAAAAUUCUCCCUAGUUUUUUGCUUCUCAUCCUUUUCUCUGCUCUACUACGAUUUCAGCCCAGCAUUGACAAUGGGCCAGGUGACUCCUUGUAACUCUAUUUCUUCAGUUUAACAUUUUCCUUUGACACUGGCUCAUGCUUGAAACACCAGGAAACUCAAGGCAAUCUCCUGGACAAGGGUUGUUUACCUUUCUAAGGUCAAGGCAAGAGUUGACAUGUUUAGCUUCACCAGGUAACAUCCUUGCUAAAUUACAUCUUUCAUUUUUACCUGACUUCCGUUAUCUCAGGACCAUCCAUAUACACAAGAUGAUAAGGAAAAUAACCUCCAGCCUGGGAAGACAGGUGUCCACCAUGGCAUGUGGGACCACCCAGGUCAGAAGAUUUCUGCAUGGUGCUUAUGUCAGGAUUCACCCCUCCGUCCAGAAAGCCCUGAUGGAGGGGAGACCAGUUGUAGCCUUGGAAAGCACCAUCAUUACACAUGGCAUGGCUUAUCCUCUGAAUCUGAGAAUGGCCAGAGAGGUAGAAGAAACUGUAAGAACAAACGGAGCAGUGCCAGCCACUGUAGGUAUUUUAAGGGGCCAAAUCCACGUGGGACUUACAGACGAGGAACUCGAGUUCUUGGCAAGCAGUAAAAAUGCAGUUAAAGUGUCUCGGAGAGAUUUUCCUUUUGUCCUCAGCCAGGGCCUGUCCGGUGGCACUACUGUGUCUGGAACAAUGAUUGCUGCACACAAAGCAGGAAUUCCUGUGUUUGUGACAGGUGGCAUAGGAGGUGUCCAUCGGGAAGGAGAGAACACUAUGGAUGUGAGUGCUGACUUGACAGAGCUAGGACGAACUCCAGUUGCUGUUGUAUCUGCAGGAGCCAAGUCUAUCCUUGAUAUUGGCAGGACACUGGAAUAUCUGGAGACUCAGGGUGUCUGCGUGGCUGCCUUUGGAGAAUCAAGAGAGUUCCCAGCCUUCUUCUCACGCCAGAGUGGCUUCCAGGCACCGUAUCAUGUCCGGGACGAAGAAGAGGCAGCUAAACUCAUUGACAGUGCUCUGGGGCUAGGCCUGAGCAGCGGGGUGCUGAUAGCAGUUCCCUGUCCCCAGGAGCGAGCUGCCUCAGGCCAGGUCAUCAAAGAGGCCAUCCAGCAAGCUCUCAGUGAAGCCAGGUCCAAAGGGAUCACAGGCAAAGAAGUGACCCCUUUUUUGUUACAGAAGCUCAUAGAGUUAACUGAUGGGAAAUCGCUGGACUCCAACCUUGCACUGAUCCAGAACAAUGCCAAAGUGGGCAGCUGCAUUGCAGUAGCCCUGAGCAAACUACAGAAAGCCAGAAGGAAGGGGAACCUGCCUUGGCGAGGGGACACGACUGCACCUCAACCAGUGGUGAUUGGAGGUAUCAACGUUGACUUUAUAGCCAAGGCGCAGAACCCUGACAUCCUGGGUGGUGGGCAAACAAAUGCUGGAAGAGUGAGACGAACCUUUGGCGGUGUUGGAAGAAACUUGGCAGACUGUUUAAGCCGUCUUGGACAAACUCCUCUCCUUUUAUCUGCUGUGGGGAAGGAUGAGCAUUUAGAGUCUGUCCUGCACUACUGCCACCACAUGGACAUGGGUGCUGUCCUUCAGCUGGAGGGGAAGAGCACAGCCACUUAUUGUGCUGUGAUCACCAGUGCUGGAGAGCUCAGCAUCGGCUUGGGAGAUAUGGACAUCCACCAGCAGAUCACACAGCAAUAUGUGUCCCAGUUCAAGGAGAACCUGUGUCAGGCCCCGCUAGUUUGCAUUGAUGGAAAUGUGCCUCUUUCCACUAUUCAGUACGUCUGCCAACUAGCUAAAGAGCAUCAGCUAGCAGUGUGCUAUGAGCCAACAGACGUGAACAAGGCCUCUAAGCCGUUCCUCUCAGACAGCUGGAAAGCACUCACAUACAUUUCCCCCAACCUGCAAGAGCUAACAGCAAUAAAUCGGACCCUUGGGAACCCUGUGCCAGCAGAGUUACCAUGCAGGUUGGAGGAUGUUGUCCAGACUGCAGCAGCCUUGGCCUGCCCUUUACUGGCCCACCUGCAGUGUGUGGUGGUGACCCUUGGCACUCAUGGCAUCCUCCUGUGUGGCAAGAGCCUGGGAGGGAGCAUCUUGCUUUGUCCAGGAGCUCAUGAACUGACUGCUGCUGCCAGCCUCUGUGCCGCCCACUACCCCACCAUCCCCAUCAGCAGAGAGGAGAUAGUCAACGUCUCAGGAGCUGGCGACAGCUUAAUGGCCGGAAUCCUUGCAGGGAUGCUUGCUAAGCAUGACACAGAAACCUGUGUCCAGAUGGGUCUGCUUGCUGCAAGCCUGUCUCUCCGUUCCUAUGAGCCCAUCUCCCCAGAAAUCAGCACUUCCAGUGUCAGCCAGGAGCAAGUCAAGAGCAGGAGCUGGCCAGAGGCGAAGGUAUGGAAGAUGGACUAGAACACUGUGGCUUUCUCAUCUAUCACCUCCUUGAAGUCCCAGCAUUCCUAUUUCCAGGAACUGGACUGUUUUGAGCACUGAGCUCAAAAGCUGGGUGCUGACCAGAGGACUUGGACUUUCAGUACUUUUUGGGAGGUGAAUUGUUUGUAGAGUGCGUUCGGUGAAAGCUGAUAUUGCACUGUUCACAUUUAUGUUUGUCUGCUGUUGUUAAUGGUCCUUUUUCUUUUUAAUUUUUAAAAAAUUUUUAUUUGGUGAGUUACAGCACAGGAUGUAACUGUGGGCACCAACAGAUUGGUGAACACUGAAACUCAUUAAAACUAAUUUCUAGUA